This is a messenger RNA of Loxodonta africana (African savanna elephant), 14731 nucleotides long. RefSeq names its product spermatid perinuclear RNA binding protein (gene STRBP). Gene Ontology annotation, cellular component: precatalytic spliceosome. The transcript has 18 exons. The coding region runs from base 276 to 2222 and encodes 648 amino acids. NCBI's taxonomy places the organism in Eukaryota, Metazoa, Chordata, Mammalia, Proboscidea, Elephantidae. Gene Ontology annotation, molecular function: double-stranded RNA binding; single-stranded RNA binding. The record is from RefSeq and is a predicted model, not a curated record.
CGCAGCCGCCGCCGCUGGGCUGAGGAGCCGGAGACGCGAGCGGACGAGGUGGCGGCGGCGGCGGAGCGGGAGCGGGAACCGGGCGCGGGCAGAGCGCAGCGGCGCGGGUAUAUUCCAGAGAACAAGUCUCCAAACAUCUUCGCAGAAUUGACUCUGAGCUGUCAGGGGACUCAGGCUUAUGAGGAGGCUCUGUCACACAAAACAGUGUCUAGUGAAGACGACAAGAAAGAGAGGAAAGGAUCGGAAAAAGAAACUAAAAUACUAUAUAGAAAAUCAUGAGAUCUAUUCGAUCUUUUGCCAAUGAUGAUCGCCACGUUAUGGUGAAACAUUCAACCAUUUACCCAUCUCCGGAGGAACUUGAAGCUGUUCAGAAUAUGGUGUCUACUGUUGAAUGUGCUCUUAAACAUGUCUCAGAUUGGCUGGAUGAAACAAAUAAAGGAACAAAAACAGAGGGUGAGACAGAAGUGAAGAAAGAUGAGGCUGUAGAAAACUAUUCCAAGGAUCAAGGUGGUCGGAUACUGUGUGGUGUGAUGAGGAUUGGCCUGGUUGCAAAAGGCCUGCUGAUUAAAGAUGAUAUGGAUCUGGAGCUCGUUUUAAUGUGCAAAGACAAACCCACAGAGACCCUGUUAAAUACAGUCAGAGAUAACCUUCCUAUUCAGAUUCAGAAACUCACAGAAGAGAAAUACCAAGUGGAGCAAUGUGUAAAUGAGGCAUCUAUUAUAAUUCGGAAUACAAAAGAACCCCCGCUAACUUUGAAGGUGAUACUUACUUCCCCUCUAAUUAGGGACGAAUUGGAGAAAAAGGAUGGAGAAAAUGUUGCGAUGAAAGAUCCUCCGGACUUAUUGGACAGGCAGAAAUGCCUGAACGCCUUGGCGUCUCUUCGACAUGCCAAAUGGUUUCAGGCAAGGGCAAAUGGAUUAAAAUCAUGUGUAAUUGUCCUCCGCAUCCUGCGAGAUUUGUGCAACAGAGUCCCCACAUGGGCACCAUUAAAAGGAUGGCCGCUAGAGCUUAUAUGUGAAAAGUCUAUAGGUACUUGUAAUAGACCUUUGGGCGCUGGGGAGGCCUUGAGACGAGUAAUGGAGUGUUUGGCAUCUGGAAUACUACUUCCUGGUGGUCCUGGUCUUCAUGAUCCUUGUGAGCGAGACCCAACAGAUGCUCUGAGCUAUAUGACCAUUCAGCAAAAAGAAGAUAUUACCCACAGUGCACAGCAUGCACUCAGACUGUCAGCCUUUGGCCAGAUUUAUAAAGUACUGGAGAUGGACCCUCUUCCAUCUAGUAAGCCUUUUCAGAAAUAUUCCUGGUCAGUUACUGAUAAAGAAGGUGCUGGGUCUUCAGCUCUGAAGAGGCCAUUUGAGGAUGGAUUGGGGGAUGAUAAAGAUCCCAAUAAAAAGAUGAAACGAAACUUAAGGAAAAUUCUGGACAGUAAAGCAAUAGACCUAAUGAAUGCACUAAUGAGGCUAAAUCAGAUCAGGCCCGGGCUUCAGUAUAAGCUCUUAUCUCAAUCUGGCCCUGUUCAUGCCCCUGUUUUCACAAUGUCUGUAGAUGUGGAUGGCACAACAUAUGAAGCCUCAGGACCAUCCAAGAAAACAGCAAAACUUCACGUGGCAGUGAAGGUAUUGCAGGCAAUGGGAUACCCAACAGGCUUUGAUGCAGAUAUUGAAUGUAUGAGUUCUGAUGAAAAAUCAGACAAUGAAGGCAAAAAUGAAACAGUGUCUUCAAACUCAAGCAAUAAUACUGGAAAUUCUACAACUGAAACCUCCAGUACCUUAGAGGUAAGAACUCAGGGCCCUAUCCUCACAGCAAGUGGCAAAAAUCCUGUAAUGGAGCUUAAUGAAAAAAGAAGAGGUCUUAAAUAUGAACUCAUCUCGGAGACUGGUGGAAGCCAUGACAAACGCUUUGUAAUGGAGGUAGAAGUAGAUGGACAGAAAUUCAGAGGUGCAGGUCCAAAUAAGAAAGUGGCAAAGGCAAGUGCAGCUUUAGCUGCCCUCGAGAAGCUGUUUUCUGGACCCAAUGCAGCAAAUAAUAAGAAAAAGAAGAUUAUCCCUCAGGCAAAGGGUGUUGUGAAUACAGCUGUGUCUGCAGCAGUCCAAGCUGUUCGUGGCAGAGGAAGAGGAGCUCUAACAAGGGGAGCUUUUGUUGGGGCCACAGCUGCCCCUGGCUACAUAGCUCCAGGCUAUGGAACACCAUAUGGUUACAGCACAGCUGCCCCUGCCUAUGGUUAAUACUUUUAAGCAGUUUUCAGAACGUUUAUCUCACUUUAUUCUCGUUCUCCUCGGACCUUCGUAGCCAUAUCACUUGUAUAAAAUAGGCUGAAAUAUAGUGACUGUAAGCUGUGAUCUCAGUAUAAAAAGGUAAGCUCUUUUAUUUUCUGAUUAAAGAGAAAAAUAAUUAAAAAUCAGUUUUCACACAACAUGCAUAUAUGACAAUCAUAUGAUGUAUUUGAUCUCUUAGGUCUUAUGUCAUCACAUUACCUUUAAAAUUUUUAUGGUAUAAAUGUAAAAUAGUUAUUUUCAGCAUUUGUUUUAAUACCCUUAUAAUUACUUUCUAUUCAAGAGAGAAAUUUCACUUUUGCUGGGUUAAGUGUGUGUAUGUAUGUCCGGACUUACAAUGUAACAUAUAUGUAAGCUACAUACACACAUGUACCUGUUUAAAUAUAAGAAUUUAGUGGUAGGAACAGCUCACCUAAAAAGAUUUUAACGUCAGGACACUCACUUGGCCAAAGUGCUGGAAUUUUGUAAGCAGCAAGACUGGUGACAGUGCUGGUAGGAUCCAUUUCUGUGUAGCUGUUACUCAAGCUGAGGAUCAAAGUGCCAAUUUCUCAAGGCGAGAAACUUCUCUGAGAAAUAAAAAUCUUUGACCUGUGCUAUAUGUCCCUAUACAACAGCAGCAAGAAGCCAUAAAUAAAUAAAAAGCAAUGGGGGAAAAAAAAACCAACAAAAUAUUAAGGUAACUAUGGAAAAAUAUAUAACUGACUGAGUUAAGCUGUUUGCAGAAGCAACUUUGGCAGGACUCAAAAUGGUGACUAUCCAGUCUGCAGAGACCAAAUAGACUUAAGACUAGUCAUCCGUCUUUUCCAGUGGAGGUAGAUAGGUGAUUUAUUUCCCAUUUUAUUCAACUACCAUGGAGUUUAUUUUAGAAGAUAUAAGGGUUAGGCCAAAUAGUCUAGUAAAGAUUUGCUUUGUUUAGUUUGUGUCCCAUAAAUGCAUUUCAUAUAUGUUAGAUGUCUUUGCUGUAUUUGAUAUAUAGAUAUUAAAAUGAAUUUUAUGUUUUAUAUUUGUUUCUAAGUAGCAGUUUUCUUUAUAUUACUAACUUUAAGGUUGCUGGAACAACUUAUUUUCCCAUACAGAAUCUGUAUGUACAUUUAAUAUGGCUUUGGCAUUUAUAAAAGGUUGCACGAGGUGUAGCUGACUAGUACCAAGUGCAAUCCAAUCCUCUCAAACAGCUGAGUGCCUAUUAUGUGCCAGGUCCUUUUCUAGGUACAAAGAAAACAGAGGCUUUAACUAGUGGAGAAUCUUCUUGCUGGUGGGGUUGCGCCUGUUAUAAAUACCCUAGUUUGGGAGACAAAUCAUGUCAGCAAUGGCAAAAGAUAGUUGUUUGUGCUAUUUAAUAACAUGGGCCCUCUGAUAGCACUGAAAUGGACAUCAGUUGGAAAUUCACUCAUUAAAAUACUUCCCUAGCAGUUUUGAGAGCCUGAAACUAACUCUGCUUUAUGUUCAUGGAUCUCUAUUCAACUGAGUGAAUUGAAUGGAACGAACAAUUAAUACUCCAGUCUUUUACAGCAGUUUUGAUAGUAUAGCAAAUUACCAAGUGGUUAAUUUAUAAUACUGGUCACAUGUUUUGGAUGACAAAUGAGGGGAAUGUUACCCUUAUAAUCAGUCAUCACUAUAAUUUCCUGGUUUCUUAGAUUUUGUUAAUAACUACUGGAAGAAAGUCUUCAGUAGUGAAUUAGGGGAACGAACUAAGGGAAUUUUUUUUUUUUCCCCUUCAUCAGGUGGAUUUCUAGCAAUCCAUAGCCCUACAUAGGUCAGGCCUACCUGGCAUUUCAAAACCAGGGCCAUUAAGAGCGAUUAAAGCUGAAAACACCUGCUCUGUGAAUGGUCUUCUUAAAAUUUUCAUUCUUCUUAUGCUGGUCUCUGAAGUCCUCCAGAACAGGAAAGGUUCUCUUAUAUUCAAACUCAUACUCUGUAAGUCUGAUACCAUAGAUUCCUCAGCAUUACUGGGAGGCCUGGGAGGGAGAUGGAUGGGGAAAGAAUAGCAACUGCAGAGCCAAGAAACUCUUGCUGAGGUGAGUUUCAAUGUUGAUGUGUUUCUCUCUAGCAGCGAUUUACAGAGCACAGAGCUGGUACGUCUUAUAUGAGUCCCUUCCUUUCCUAAUGGCAUCUUCCAGAAAGACUGUUUUAAGUUAAGAAUUCAAGUUGAGUUAGUUGUUUAAGAAUAAAUAUUCUUUCUUAUGUUAUCAUUUUAGGUGGGAGCUCACAGCUUCAUUGAUGCUUGAAGGAAUGAUCUUUGGAGAUUUUUAAAAAAAGCAACAUAAUGCAAAUUAGGUUAUAUAAGCUUUACAGCACAGCUAGAAAUAGGGAAUAAAAACCAUAUGGGAAUCUGGGCCAAAGUAUUUCUUUCUGUCCAGCAGAUUCCCAUGGGACUCAGGAAUUAGAUAUGUUAAUGCAUGUGAAGUCCUUCAGACAGUACCUGGCACAUCUGUUCUUACCGUGAUUGGCUAAGGUGAAAGGAAGCAUGUGAGGGCGGCAAGGAUGUGCUGAUAGGUGGCCGAGAAGCAGGUGUGUGGCCUCCUCUAGGUGUUGUGUUGGCUCUUUAGUAUUGACUAGUUUGGGCUGCUGCCAGGCUUUGGGAGAGGACUCCUAGCGUCUGGGGUUAGACAAGAAACACAAACCAAAGAUCUGGUGAGAGCAAGUUAUGGUGAAGUUGCUGCUAAUUUGGGGCUGAAUGAAAUUGCUUCCGUUUCUGCCACCAGCCGGUCUGCUACUGGGGAUUGAUAAAUACUUGGUUUGGGCUUUAAGCGUGGUUAGAACUUCAAAAGGGCUGAGCUUAGAACAUCUACCUGCUGGUUCCAAGUUUCCUACUGAUGCAUUAAUAAUAAUGAUGACAGCUACCCCUGGAAUUCAAUCUUUAGGGCUCACCAGUGUUUGGUAGGUAGAAAGCAAGUUAUUAUAGACCCAGAAAGGAAAGGAGAUUGUGGGGUGUGCCUAGAAGGCUACUGACUCAGAUGCCUCUCUGAAUAGUACUCCUGCAGCUUGUCUCUCCGAGUUUGCUUUGACAUUUUGGGAAGAGUCUGUACUCACCACCACAUUGAGGUCUUCCUUCUGUUAGCCUUAGUAAAAACCAUAUUAUCUGUCUGUCUACACACAGUUGGAUAGUUACUUUUCAACAAGAGGAAAAAUGGGUAGAUGGUGAAGUUUAUGCAGUUGGAUUGAAUAAAGGGUACUGUCUUACCAUCUGUUCCUGGCUUGCAUAUAUCUGCAUAGACUUUAGGAGCCUCUGAAGAAAGCUGGCAGCUGCAUCCCAGUCUGUUGGUAGGAGGUGAGCUAAGUGAGGAAUACAGAUGGAGUUCUGAGAUGCUCUAAGGUUGUGAAAGCUGUGUGUAGCCAAGGACUGAGAGUUACCUUUAAGAAGGCAAAUAAGGUAGCUUUACGUUGUCAGGAGGCUUCUUUGGUGUUUGUAUGCUAAUACCCAGGCAGAAGUCACCCUGUUCCUCUGUGGCUGUGGCUGUUUUGUGGAAUCAUUGGCUUUUUCAGCCAAGGUUGAGGAAGGGCCUAUUUUGUAAUUUUUUUUUUGCCUUGAUCAGUCGAUUGUUAGCCUGUUAAUUACCUGGUCUUCCUAUGGAGACGCUUGGCCUUUCUUGGCAGAACUUUGCCAUUUCUGCAAACAAAUUGUGCUGCCUGUGUUUCAGGGUCCAGUGAAGGCUGCCUCCAUCUGCCUAGAUGGCCUCAUCAUAUCAGACCAGCAGACACUAGCUGGAGGUAGAUGGUUGCAGAGUCAUCUUCAUUGCUGUUGUAUGACCAACAAGACGUAAUGGGAUCAGCCUGGUGGUGGUUAGGACGUUCUCCCAGCACUCCCUGGGAGCCCAGCCUCUCUCUGCUUCAUUUUAGUUUUUCUACCUUGACCCCUUUGUAGUGUUUGGACUAAUGGUCUCUGCUGUGAUCCCUUUGUACCAUUUGGACUAAGUCCCUGCAUUAAAGUAUCAGCUGAAUGCCCCGGGUAAAUAAGUAAACAGUAGCCUUUGGUUUAGGUCCUCUUGGGCUUUGGACAGCAGUAGAUUGAAGAAGCAGGAAUGGAAGAAAGGAAAGGGAGGAAGGAAAGAUACUAAAAUUGGUGUCUUGUGUAUGCCAGGCACUUGGACAUUCUUCUUAUUUCUCAAAACCUUCUUGGAAGUGGUAUUAUCCCUGUUUUACAGAUGAAAAACUGAGUCUCAGGGUCGUUUAAGUGCUAGAGUCAGGAAUGACAUCCAGCUCUGUUCAGUACCAAAGCCUCUUUCAGCUGCACUGUGCUCUGGGUGAAAAGGCUGGGAGUGGAGGUGAGGAGCAUGUCGGCCACAGGCAGAAGGUAUGCAGGUGACGAAAGGGGCGAUGCAGAAAGGAGAUGUAAGAAAGGCCUGACACCAGCCUGGGGCCUCAAGCAGGACUGUCACAGGAUCUGCAGGCUCUGGCAGGAAUCAGAUCAGAAUUCCUGUGUCACUGGCUCCCUGGAAGAUCCUUGAGUGUGCUGGAAUCUAGGCCCUCUGACUUGAAGUCAUUGCAGACCAGAUAUCCUGGCUUAAGGAUAGGGAUGUAUUCUUUUAGACCAAUUGGAAAAGAUUGUUUUGAGAAGACUGGAAGGCUGAGAUCUGGCUUUCUAAACUGAAGAAGCUUUUUCUAUUAGAAGCUUGUUUUUCUGCUUGAAUAUCAGUGAGAAACCAAGGUACAUGUUUUCAUGUAGCCUUUCAUUAGCCGAGUGCCUGCUCUCUGUGCAACCUGAGAUAGGUCCUGGGGAUGUUUUAAAAGAUUUGAGCCGGACUCAGGGCUGGCGAGGCUUAGGUUUACUGGGUGAAAGUGAGGGGGGCAUGAAAGGGGUAGCAGCUCAGGUUUAUAGUGUAAAUGUAGGGAGGUGUCCCUGGACAAGUGCCAAGGCUGGAGGGACAGGUAUCAGAGAUGGGAGAGGUGGUGGAUUGCAGAGGCCGAUUCUGAUUGCUAACAGUUUCCUCAACACUAGGCUUCAAGGGAAGGCUGCCAGCCUGGAGUCAGGAGUCUUCCCUUGAGGUUGAGCACCUGCUUAGUGAGCCCUGGCCUGGCUGGUUUUGAGGUCUCUGAAUUGCUGCAUGGGAGCUAGUCUGCUGAACCUGUCUGACUUGUGACUUGUCCCCUACUGCAGAUCAUAUCACCAGUUCCGUUUCUGAAUAAUGCCAGUUGGGUCUCUGCUUAGGAGCAAGUGGGUGUGGGGUUGGGUACGGAAACCUUUUCAAAGAAAGAUACUUCUCAUCCACCCCAAGUCAACGUCUUCCUUGGCAACCGGCAGUUUUUCCUGAGCAACCUGCCUUAAGCCUGGAGGGGAAUAGGAAAAAAGAGCCUUGUUUUAAACCCAGGUUGUAUGAGUUCUAGAGCACUGACUUAUGUGUGAGGGAGAAUAGGUACCUGGCCUUUGUUGAGCACAACACUUUUCAAAGCCCUUUUCCAUUAUUUCAUUUCCUACCCUACUCAUAGCAUCUUGGAGAAAUAGCACUGCAGGGAUUGUUGUCCCCACACUAUACACAAGGACAUUGAAGCCCAGAGACUUCUUUAAACCACCCAGCUUGCUUGUGGCCAAACAUUGUGGCUCUUAAUUACUGAGUUUUUAAACCACACAGAAGAAAUAACAUUUCUUAGACUGUUUUUAGAGUUAACAGAGCUCUUUCUUAGGGAUUAGUUUUGAACUCCACCACAACUGUGGAAUCUAGAAAUUUUUUCCUUUUGUAGAUGAGGAAAUGGAGGCUUAGAGAGACAGGGGACUUGCCCAAAAUUAUACAGCAAGUAAAGUGGCUGAGCCCACACAUUCCGAUAGCGCUGUGCUUGAUGCUGAUGGGUCUGGAUUACUAGUCUAGACUGAUGCCGAUCCUGUCUUCCAAAACCCUUGGGCAAGUUUUCUCUCCUCUGUUUAGUUUUCUUCCAGACUUCUGGGAUAUAUCUGUGUGGCUUGAAACAAAAUAAACAAAAACCAUUCCACCUCCCCCUUUUUCACUUCUCACUUCCUUCCCUCAAAACCGGACUUUGUCUAGUUCCUCCCAAAGAAGUGUUUGUGAGCUUGUGCUUGGGCAAGGUGACUGACUGGUCAGCCUUGGGCCAGGCAGCAUGUUUUUUACCAUCUGCACAGUUGGGUCUGUCUUCACAGACCAUCUUGUUUGUCCUAUAAUAAAGUACAAAUUCAGUCAUUGCCAUUUGGAGAGAUACCCGGGUUGGAGAAGGGGAAGGGAUGGGAGAAAGGGAGGGAAUGUGUUGUUGGAAGUUUGCUUUUUAUGUUCAGCCUCAUCAACAUUUUGGUUGUCUGCUGUCAUCCACUCCUGGCUGAGGCUUCAAAAUGUUCCCCAACCUAAAAGGCAUCACCCUCACAGUUACAGAAUUUCCAGAGCACUCCAGUGCCUGGGGUCUUGUUGGGUCUUUCCAUCACGUAGAUAGAUUAGUCUCUCAGAGAUUGCUCAUCAUCCUAAAAUCCCUCAUGGCCUUGGAGGCCACGUUUAGGAAAAUUCUGGUGGGCACCAUCUAGAAGGUGAAAACACAGAAGUUGGCACCUGAGGGACUCAAGAAAGCUGACAACACCUUGAAAUGAGAUUGAAGGAGAAGGGAAGGCUUGGUGAGAACAUGGAUGCUUCCAUCAGCUAUUUUAAGGGUUUAUAUUUACUUGUAUAUAGCUCCAGGGGGUAGAACACAGUUAUGGAAAGCCAACUGAGCAAUUUGGGCUAUGUUAUACCCCCUGUGGCAACAGACUGGGCUGCCUCGGGGGUAGGUGGGGUGAGAAGUGAGCUCCAUGUUACUGGAAGUGUUUAAGCAAGAAGCCGGUUGUUUGGGUACUGUAGAGGGAAUUCCUCUGUGGAAUGUCAGUUUGGACUGAGCUCUGAUGUGAUUGGUGACAUUGCCAAGAGCACUUCUCCCCGCUUGGGUAGGUGGAUUUAUUGAGAAAAUAUUCACCGUCACCUACUAGUGUUUAUCAGGCUCCGCGCUGGGGGAGAAGGAUCAGUUGGAGCAACCAUCAAGCUUUUCAGCUUAGACAACUGAGUAUAAGGUGAAGCCACUGACCAAGACGACAGCACGGGAAGGGGGAGGACGAUGUUCAAGGGAUUUGAACAGAAUUAGAGCCAUCUUCUGUGGCUGGAAGAAAGGCUUUGGCAGGUACCAAUCCAGAAAGGGAUGAUAUUCCCGACUUAGGGCUGGGCGCUUACAGGUUCCCAGGUCUACCACUCAGCCCAGGAGAGGAGCCAGGCCUGUGAAGAGAGUGUUACACACAGGAAGAGAAGUGCUUAGAGCUAAUUUACAAGGAGUUCUGACAGAGGCUUCCUAUUGAGACUGACAUCUGAGCUGGAUAGGAAUCUGUCUGGUAGGGAGUGGAGGGGCAUUUCAGGAACUGGGAGCACAGGAUGCGUACAAAGAGCAUGGCCUGAGGGAAUAGCUAGAACUUCCUCUUGAUGGGGCCUGUGAUGGUUUGGAGGGGUGAAGUGGCAGGAGGUGAGACUGCGUCAUCUGGGUCAACUUCGUGAAAGGCCCUGGUACGAUGCCUUUCAGUGAUUACUGUCACCUGAAAUGGUGAGACUUCUGGAGGGUUGGUUUGGAAAGACCAGAGGCAGAGCAUUGGCCAGGAAGGGCUGUUGUGAGUGCCCAGGUGAGGGAUGGAGGAGGCUGGCUGAGGUCUGCAGCAGAGUGGUGGGAAGGCAAGAAGGGAGCCUCUUUGUGGGCCUGGCUCCUUUCCUGGACUGAGCGGGAGGGCACCUAGCCCUGGGCCAGGGAACAAGAGCUACCCACUGGGGGAGUGGGGACCUGCCAAAGUGCUUUUCCCAGGCUGCUCUUUAGUGGGUGACUGGAAGAAAGGUAGUGCCCCAGACAAAGAUGGGGAAGGAAGAUGCUGGGGGAGGGGGUUGUGGGGAGAGAGCUCGCCAUGUAGCAAGGGCCAUCUCCAUUAGGCUGGGAAAUGGGGCUUUGCCAGGCCCAACUUUCUCCUGGGUGCUUUUAGCCCCCUUCCACGUGCUUUUGAAAAUGUCUCCACUGAAAACGGGUAGAAAGGUUUGAAGACUGGUCAGUCAGCAUCUUGCCCUUUCCCAGAGUUUCUGCUCUACUUGGCCAGGCUCACCAAUCAAGGCAUUAUUAUUGGGAGCAACAGUUAGUGGGCGUUCAUUCAUACUGGUGCCUUCUGCUGUUUAAAUAAUAAAGUUUGGGUUUCAUUAACAAGGCAAGGGCUGCAUCUUAUUGGAUUCAACAUCUGUAGAACAUGAUCUUUAGCCAGGGGGAACGUACAGGCAUUCCUUACAGAGUUAAAUCCACAGAAUUAGGAUGUUACUUACUGGAGGAUCUGCUUCGGGCCUCAGUUCUGUGUCUGUCUCAGUCCUGCUUGCAUGGAGGAGGAGGCAGGGGGGUUUCUGCAUCUCUGUUAUUCCUGGAGCUCUGCUGGGUACUGGGCUGAAAAAGCAGUUGGGAUUUUGAGCCUUUAGGUCAGGGUUAUAAAAGGGUUAAAGGUAUAGUGAGACACCGAUCCCUUCAGGCUUUAGGUUAGCCAGAAUCCCAGGGCCAGGUGUUUGUAACUACAAGCAGCCUUGUCCAUUCACCCCUUGUCCAGUCAGUGUAUCACACAAAUUAUACCCUUUUUAUAUGUAUUGUUACACAUUAGCCUUAUUGUUAUUAUAAAUAUGUUAUACAUAGCCAAUUCACAGCCUUGUGACAACGUGAAAAUACUUGGGAAGCGCUGCUUUAGACCUGGCCUCAGCAGCCUUUUUCUGUAAAGGGCCAGACAGUAACUAUUUUAGACUUUGUGGCCCAUGUGGUCUCUGUCACAACUACACAAUUCUGUCAUAGUUGCAGAGCAGCCGUAGACAACAUGUGAACGAAUGAGAGUGGCUUUGUUCCAAUAAACCUGAUAAAACAGGCAACGGGCUGGAUUUGGCCCAUGGGCCAUAUCGUGCCAACCCCUGCCUUAUACUGUAGAGCCUUUAGCUUAACCAUGACUGGAAACUUCCUUCCCAUCUGCUGCCUGCACCCAUCCAUCUUUCCACAAAGGCUUCCUGAGCAUCUGUUCCCUGUAAGCACUGAGGAUGAGUACAAAGCAGGUCCUGCCCAUGAGGAACUUGGGUUUUGGAUGGUAGGUAGAAUACUGAAAGGGGAGAGUAGGUGGCUAAAAAGCAAAGAACAGAACUGAGUUAAGAGAAUCCACGGUGAUAGGGGCUCAGAGGAGAUAAGGGCUGAGUGUGAUCUGGGAAAGCCCUAGGAAGGGAAGCAGCACUGGUGUGGAAUAUUAGCAGGAGGAGAUGGUUACUUCAGGAAGGGGAGAAGCCCUGAUGAUUGUAAAAGAGUGUAUGUUGAACAGUGUGAUUGUGUCUUCAGAAAAGCAUGUUGGGGUCAUCUUGUGAAGGGCCUUGCACACCAGGCCAAGGAGAGUGAAUCUGAUUCUCCCAAUGGUGGGAGCCAGUGGACGGUUAUGCUCAGGCGUAUUAGAAAUGUCAGUUUGAUCAUGGAAGACCAUGUUUAUAAAUUAUAACUUUCAAUUUAGUCUGGGCUUUUUAGCCAAGGGUUUAAUUAACCUUAGUCCUAGAUGUGGGGAAGAGAGGGCUCCUUCUGAGAAUUGGUCAGUUUUGCUGGCCACUGGCUUCAGUGAGCCAGUGAGCAUGCCACCUUUAUUUUUGACGUGGCAGAGUUUGACAAAGUCCUCCAUCUUCAGGCUUUUCUUCCCUAGUAUUUUCCUAAAGACCACCUGAAAGGUCAAGACAAAUGAAACAUCCUGUCUCAAAUCUAAUUUUGGCUUGGAGCCUGGGUGUGUGAGGGUAAAAUGCUAGGGACAGGUUCCCCCUUGCUUCACAAUAAGGCAGGUGGCAAGAAGGCUUUAUGGAGCAUGUGUUUUCUCCCUCUGCCUGUGGCCUGGGUGUAGCACACAGGGCAGGCCUCUGAGCAGAGAUGAUGGCCUCUCCUCCAGAAGCCUCCACACACCGAGGCAGGAGCGUGUGUGUGACAGGUGGGCAACACUGCUCACGUGCAGCAGAGCCUGCCCUGGGCUGGCCCUUAUUUUGGGCGCAGGGCAGACUGAGGUGCCUAAGACAUGACAUAAUGCCUGCCCCAAGGAGUACUUGGUGUAGCUGGGACGACGAAAAAUACCGUGCUUUCUCUCUCCAAAGGUGCUUUCUCUCAGAGGAAGGUUUCCAGGCAGGUUAAAGGAGUUGACAUCUGUGCUGACAUGUUCAGGAUGCUGCUUGCUGUGCUUCCUAAUCUCUGAAAAUCCACGGAAGGUUAUGGAAAGAAAAACCGUCACUGAGAAACUGUGCCUGUGAGGCAUGUUGGCUGCUGCUGCCUUUGCCUCCCUGUGGGCUGUGUGUGCCUGUUGGAUUUUACUGACUGGUCUUGUCUCUCGGGGGCAUGGGGUGGCACUCAGGCUCUGACUUAGGUGUGUGAUGCCUCAUCUUUAAGAAGGAACACUUUUGUUUUCUAGAGGUGUUUCUGGGUUCAAGGGAAGGAAAAUGACAAAUGUUAGCCUGACACAGGCUCCUCCCCUCGGUUUGCUGAAGAAGCUAGGGUUUGUCCCUCCGCCGUGAGCCAGGUGUGGCCUUGCAUCAGGCACCACAGUCCUGGGGAGCGGCACCAGGUUCACAAGAGAGCUCUUGUCUGUCAGGCACCAGAAGUGACUUCAGGAGCUGGAGCCUUGCCCAGGCCAGGUCCUGUCCUAACCCACCAUCAUAGGCUCGACGCCAUCUGUCUCGAGUUCUAGGAAACAGAUGAUGGUUAGAAAGUUCUUUUUUAAAACUUUAACCUAAAUAUUCCUGCUGCUCUGGGAAUCAAGAUUUUUUUCUUUUUAUUAUUCAUGGACAUGAGUCAAGGAUAGGAAUAGGAAGAAGCUCCUUCUCCACUUGUAAUUUAGAAAGUUGCACUUCAAGUUUUCAGCUUCUUUUCCUCUCUUCUGGGUAGCUCAUGCUUCCCACUUUGGGGCAGAGUGCUGCUCCUUUCUUCCUGAUUGAGAGCUGGGUUCUGCUGCUCACAGACGCCUCUUAGGCCUGUGGAGGUUUUGCUUUGGUGGGUCAAUGGCCUAACACCUAGGUCCAGAUACACUUGUUUCCUUGACAGACUCAUGUAACUUUCUAAGCCUCCUUCUGUCCCACAUCUCUGGGCUCUCUCAGGCUGGGGCCCUGACACCCCUGAGGUCAUGUUGACGUCCCACGCAUGAGGUGUGAUUUGGAAGUUAGCCAGGCAAGCCCUGGUUCCAAAAGUACUUCUCCUAUCACUUGACGUUACGCCAGGAAUUCUGUUACAUGCAUCCCUUACCCUGUGAUCUCACGUCAUGCUCAGACCAUCUCUGUGUAGUCAGGCAGGGUUCAUUCUGUGGCCCUGGUUUCUUAGAGGUGGUCCUAAGCAUGACUUUUUCCCUAAAUCACUCAAUGUGGUGGGUAUUCAGAGUUGCGACCUGGCAUGGUCAUGUGGGAGGUUAACUUACUGUAGGGGAAGGCAGGCUUAUUGCUAGAAAUGGGGGGAGGGGGGGGCUGGGGGCCUGACUUUCUGCAUCUCCCAGGAAUCAAGGGUGGCUUUGGCUGUCUUGUGAGCUGUGUCUCCAGCCUCCAGAUGACUUCUUUCCAGCACACUAGGGCUCAAGGAAGCAAAUCAGAUGCUUGGUCAAGGCAAGAAUUCCCUGCCUUUACCCCUCUUUCUAAUGGGUCAAGAGCUGCUUUCCAUUGGUGGACUUCAUAUAUUUUAGCUCUUAGCAGUGUUUAUCUUAUUUUCCCCGAAAGCGUAUCUGAACUCAGGCCUUCGUCCCUAAACCGAUCUGUCUGGCCUGUUGUGCUAAAUCUUCAGUCUCUGCAAGUGGCUGGCUGGAGCCUGGCCACAUCCUCAGGAGGUAGCCAUAAUUAGGACCAGGACACUUAGCAGGAGUAGUGAGGCUGAUGGGCCUGAUCUCAAGGGUGCUGUUGGCAGGGUAGCAGGUGGGCUGGGACAGAGGCCGGCCUGGGGCCUGGCUCAGCCUGUUGGCCCCCCAGCACCUGCAUCCUGGUCCACCUGCUGUGCAGAGUUCCUGGAGAGGGCUCUGUAAGGCUUGCUUUUCAGCCACUCCAAGCAGACUCCUGGUUUGGGAAGAGGUGGGAGGGGGUACAGCCCUGUUUUAAGAAGGGGUUUCCCUCACUGAGGAGUAAGGUGGCCCCACUCAGCCUUAGCUCUUCCGCAGCCUCAGGGUGGGGGGUUCAGGAGGUGUGGAGAAGGCUGAGUAUAGCUGUGGGUAGAAACCUUUCCCUGCUGCACGGUUACGCACAUGACAUUGGACUCCUGGCUGCAGCUCACUCUGGUCUAGUAAUGGCCGAGUUAGUUUUUAGUAAUCUAUUUAAAAUAUCUAUCUGUAUCUAUUUACUGUGUUUUUCUGAAUAUGCCCGUGUAAAUAGUAUAAUUUGCAGUGCAAAGUCUUUGGCAAUAACUUCAUGUUGUGUAUUAUGUUAAAAAAAAAAAAAACUCGGAAAACCACAACCACUAUGGAUUGUCCUUCCUCUCUGGGGCAAUGAUUCCGUAUAGGACUCUGAACUUUAAACCUUGGUGUUGUU